AUGACUGAUACUGCAGAAUACACCCCGCAGGCCAACCACCUUGCCAACUCGCCUGUGACAAAAAUAUUCCCAACCAAUGGCCCAUUUCCUGACGCUGAUCCUGGAACUGAAGCAGAAUUUACCAGAAUGUGUGAACAACUCAAAAGACCUAUUCAAAUGUUGUUGAAAAAAGAGAUUGUAUGGAGGAAGAGGAACCCGCUUCAUUUCUGGCAGUCACUCGCAUUUACUCUCAGGAGUGAAGACCUCACUCGUGUUGCUGUUUCGUCUUUUGUGGAUACGAUGGGUCACAACAAAUUAUACAUUGCUUCCAAUGAUCCAAUGACCUCGGCUCAACAACAAGAAGUCACCGAAAUUGUCCAGAUGUUCUUGGACCUGAGGCCCGCCAACGAAAUUGCAGCCAAACUCUUGCCUCGUCACUUGCCAUACAUUAUCAAGCAGUUUGACAAGAUCACACGUCUUCAACUGGAAGCCUUUGCUGCAGAAUACCCUGGUGAUUUAUCAAGCACGGUCAAGACCUUGUCAGUCAAAAAUAUUUCAGGAGAUGCUCUUUCAUUGGAUGACAUCCGGCCGUUGCUGAAUUUGAUUGUGGAGAACAGAAAGUCCCUUCGCGCAAUGAAAGACGACAGCACGAUGGGCACCUCCAAAGCCGCGAAAAAAAGGCCUAUCAUUUGUGCAAGAUGGAUAAGAGUCGGAGAGGAAAUCCAUUUCGUUUUGAAAAAGGUUCGAAAGCACCAGCCAGAUCCAGCACUCCAAUCAUUGUCAAGGCAUUUUCAGUUUACUUCACUUGGCUGCCACGCCGAACUCGCUAUUUUGAAGACUGCCAAGGAUUGCUGUGCGUCAAGAACUCUCUACAUUGGCGUAUCAAAACGACCGUGCUACUGCUGUUCCCUAUUCUUCAAGGCGGUCCAAGAGAACCAAAGUACCACUUUCGACAUUUCGAUUGUUACGACGCACGGCAAAUUAUAUGGCAGGUGGAACAGGAUUGAAGGCUGCUUUGACAAGGAAUUCAACCAAGUCUGGGCAAAGGUGAUUGAGGAUAUUACAGCCCGUAAAAAAUAUCUGACACACCAAACUGACGACAAUUCCUCCGAAUCAGAUGAUGACUAUCGUCCAACAGCGGAAUUGACAUCGCCAUCCUUAAAGACAGCGUCCCACUCUUGGACAAUGGGUUUUCCAUCUGCAGCCAUAAUGUCCGUUGGCAUAUCUACAGCUGAAGAACCAAGAUGGGUAGCAAGAAUUCGCAAGUUCAAGGAGUUUCAAGCCAAUGCCCAGCCAGAAUUUCGAAAUGUCACAAAAUAUGCUGAGGUGUUGUGUGGUACGUUGUUUCCAGAGGAUAUUAGAAAGAUCGCACACCUUGGAUUCAUUUGCGUUUAUCCAUCAGGAUAUCGUUACGAUGUCAAAAAGCCGGAGGAUUUCAUCAUUGAACGUUAA
This is a messenger RNA of Batrachochytrium dendrobatidis JAM81, 1431 nucleotides long. RefSeq lists its product as uncharacterized. The record is from RefSeq and is a predicted model, not a curated record. Bases 1 to 1431 code for a protein of 476 amino acids. Lineage: Eukaryota; Fungi; Chytridiomycota; Chytridiomycetes; Rhizophydiales. The transcript has 2 exons.